AUGGAAUCAACUGUAACUUACAAUCUUGAACAGUGUAUAGAUCAUAUUGGCUUUGGACGAUUUCAAUGGCGUUUCGCUAUAAUUCUUGGAUUCUUUUCGAUGACUGAAGCCAUGGAAAUGAUGCUGCUCAGUAUAAUCGGACCGGUGUUACAAUGUUAUUGGCCUGAUAUAACGGACUUUCAAGUCGCAUCGUUAACUAGCUGCGUCUUUUUUGGUAUGAUGAUUGGCGCGUUGUCCUCUGGAAUAUUGGCUGACAAAUACGGUCGUCGAAGAAUUGGUAUGAUCAGUUCGGUGAUACUUGCUGUAUUUGGAGUAGCAACGGCAAUUGCACCAACUUAUAAUUGGGUACUUGUAUCGAGAACGUUCGUUGGAUUGGCUGUAGCAGGUGAAACUCCAGUGUUUACUCUAGCAUAUGAGUAUAUACCAUCAUUUGCACGUAUCGUGUGCUACGUGUGCGCUGACCUAUGUUGGUCAAUUGGCAGUAUACUGAUUUAUAUUCUGGGAAUGCUUAUUCUGCCAUCGUACGGAUGGCGUUUAUUGACAUUAGUUUGUGCUUUUCCAGCAAUCAUGAUUCUGUUACUCAUAUGUUUCUUACCCGAAUCACCCCGGUAUUAUGUUGCAAGCGGCCAACAGGAAAAAGCGGAACAUGUUUUACAGAAAGUAGCCGCGGCAAACAACCGUUCAUUACCUGAAGGCAAAUUAGUAGAUAAACAAGCUUAUGAAGAAUGUGGUUCCAUAAAAUAUCUAUUUCAUGCCAGAUACAGAAGAUCAACAGUGCUUCUUGCAUAUAUGUGGAUCAGUAGUUGCUUUGGCUAUUAUGGUAUUGUUUUAUUGAACACGGAGUUGAUGACUUUAGCUAAGGAGACCAAUUCUUCACAUGCAGUAUUGAAUACGACUAAUUCAACGAAAUGUCAUAUGUUGGGAACAAAUGAUUAUAUAUCUUUGAUCUUCACGACAUUUGGUGAAAUGCUUGGUGUACCUUUUCUACUUUUUCUCAUACCACGCAUGGGUCGUCGAUCAAUCUCUAUCGUACAAUAUUCUAUUGCAACAGUUUGGUUUAUAGUGCUUCUAUUUGUACCUCGUAACGCACUGACAAUCAUUAGUAUCAUUACCUUCUUUGGUCGAUUGUUUCUAAACAGUCAGUUCAAUUUCAUGUAUAUUUACACUAUGGAAGUCUAUCCAACGGUGGUACGAUCCGCCGCUGUAGGAUGCGGGUCAACAAUUGGAAGAAUCGGCGGCAUUUUAGCACCUUACAUAGCGCAAGCGUUAGUCAAGCGAGCGUAUCAUGCAACUAUUGGCAUAUAUAUCGCAGUGAUAGGCUUAGGAGCCCUAUGUGCAUGUUUUUUGCCAAUUGAAACAAAAGGGCAGAGCCUAAAACAAGCCGUAGUCGAUACAGAUGAUGUGUGGAAGCCAACUGAACAUCUUACUGAAUCAUCACGAUUGACAUCUGUCGAUGAAAAGAAUACUCCCAACGAAGGAUACGAAUCUACAAUGGAUGAGAAGACGAAAAAAAACAUCACGGAGUAA
This is a messenger RNA of Adineta ricciae, 1527 nucleotides long. Lineage: Eukaryota; Metazoa; Rotifera; Eurotatoria; Adinetida; Adinetidae. The record is from the annotation of a GenBank genome assembly.